Ornithorhynchus anatinus (platypus) is the source of this 1799-nucleotide messenger RNA. It is a transcript of the gene NELFB, whose product is annotated as negative elongation factor complex member B. Gene Ontology annotation, cellular component: NELF complex; nucleus. Gene Ontology annotation, biological process: negative regulation of transcription elongation by RNA polymerase II. Bases 66 to 1799 code for a protein of 577 amino acids. The transcript has 13 exons. NCBI's taxonomy places the organism in Eukaryota, Metazoa, Chordata, Mammalia, Monotremata, Ornithorhynchidae. The record is from RefSeq and is a predicted model, not a curated record.
CGGCGGCGGCGGAGCGGGGCCCCGAUGGACCGCGGCCCGGGGCCUCCUCUUCGGCCUCGGCCUCCAUGUUCGCGGGGCUGCAGGACCUGGGGGUGGCCAACGGCGACGACCUGAAGGAGACGCUGACCAACUGCACCGAGCCGCUCAAGGCCAUCGAGCAGUUCCAGACAGAAAAUGGGGUCUUACUCCCCUCCCUCCAGUCUGCCCUGCCUUUCUUGGACCUGCACGGCACCCCACGCUUGGAGUUCCACCAGUCCGUGUUCGACGAGCUGCGGGACAAGCUCCUGGAGCGGGUGUCCGCCAUCGCUGCCGAAGGGAAGGUCGAGGAAAGGUACAAAAAGCUGGAAGAUCUCCUGGAGAAGAGUUUCUCGCUUGUCAAAAUGCCCUCUAUCCAGCCAGUGGUGAUGUGUGUCAUGAAACAUCUUCCUAAGGUCCCGGAAAAGAAACUGAAGCUGGUCAUGGCCGACAAGGACCUGUACCGCGCCUGCUCGGUGGAGGUGAAGCGUCAGAUCUGGCAAGACAACCAAGCCCUGUUCGGCGACGAGGUCUCCCCGCUGCUGAAACACUACAUCCUGGAGAAGGAGAACCUCGUGUUCAGCAGCGACCUGUCCGUCUUGCAUAACUUCUUCAGCCCUUCUCCGAAGACGAGGCGUCAGGGGGAGGUGGUGCAGAAGCUGACGCAGAUGAUCGGGAAGAACGUGAAGCUGUACGACAUGGUCCUGCAGUUCCUCCGCACGCUCUUCCUGCGGACGAGGAACGUCCACUACUGCAGCCUGAGGGCCGAGCUCUUGAUGUCCCUCCACGACCUGGACAUCAGCGACAUCUGCACGGUGGACCCCUGCCACAAGUUCACCUGGUGCCUGGACGCCUGCAUCCGAGAGAGGUUCGUGGAUAACAAGCGAGCUCGGGAACUGCAGGGCUUCCUGGACGGCGUGAAAAAGGGACAAGAACAAGUAUUGGGGGAUUUAUCUAUGAUCCUGUGUGACCCCUUUGCUAUCAACACCUUGGCCUUGAGCACUAUUAGACACCUUCAGGAGCUGGUGGGCCAAGACACCUUGCCCAGGGAAAGCCCUGAUCUAAUGUUGCUGUUAAGGAUGCUGUCUCUGGGGCAAGGCGCCUGGGACAUGAUUGACAGCCAGGUCUUCAAGGAGCCAAAGAUGGAAGUGGAGCUGAUCACCAGGUUUUUGCCAAUGCUGAUGUCCUUUGUGGUUGACGAUUAUACGUUCAACGUAGACCAGAAAUUGCCAACGGAAGACAAAGUGCCCGUUCCUUAUCCCAGUACACUUCCGGAGGGCUUCACCAAGUUUUUGCAAGACCACCGCAUCGCCUGCGAAGUCGGCCUGUACUACGUACUUCACAUUACUAAGCAGAGGAACAAAAACGCUUUUCUCCGACUCCUGCCGGGAUUGGUGGAGACCUUCAGCGACCUGGCCUUCGGCGACAUCUUCCUUCAUCUGCUCAUGGGGAACCUGACCCUCCUGGCGGACGAAUUCUCCACCGAGGAGUUCUGCACCAGCCUCUUCGACGGCUUCUUGCUCACCUCCUUCGCUAGAAAGGAAAACGUGCAUCGUCAUAUACUGCGACUCUUGGUUCACCUGCAUCAUAAGGUGGCACCCUCCAAGCUGGAGGCCCUGCGGAAGCUGUUGGAGCCCGGCAGCCAGAGCGGCGAGGCCAUAAAGGACCUGUACAACCAGCUCGGAGAGAAACUAGACCAUCGCAAACCCAGCCCAGCCCAGGCCCCGGAGGUGCCUGCCUUGGACCUGCCCCUGGCGACUGUCCCCACCCCAGCAUCGCUGUGA